AUGACUGGCCGUGAACUCCAAGUUUUAUUCUUCCCGUUGAUGGCCCCCAGCCACAUGAUUCCAACACUGGACCUGGCCAAACUAUUUGCUUCUUCAAAUGGCGUCAAGUCAACCAUAGUCACCACCCCUUACAACCAACCCUUUUUCUCCAAACCCAUACAAACACAAGCCCACAUCGAGAUCCGUCUCCUCCCGGAGUUUCCCGGCAUUCGGGCCGGCUUGCCGGGGGACUGCCAGCGACUCGAUCACGUCGCGAAGAACUUCCCAGGUUCUUCGAGGCAUGCGCUUUGCUCCACGAGCCAUUUGAGCAGCUCCUGGAGGAGAUCCGCCCGCACUGCGUGGUCGCGGACAUGUUCUUCCCUUGGGCCACGGAGGCCUCCGCCAAGAUCGGCAUCCCGAGACUCGUGUUUCACGGGAUCGGGUGUUUUCCCCUGUGUGCUCUUCACAGCCUCAGAACUCACAAGCCGUUCAAUAAACGUUUCCUCUGACUCGGAGUCGUUUGUCCUUCCUGGUCUUCCGCACCGGGUGAGUCUCACUAGACUGCAGGUUCCACCGUCCGAACGCAAAGGCAGCGACGACAGGGGAGAUGAUGACUCGGCCAUGUCGGAGUUCAUGAAACGAAUUUGGGAGACGGAGGAGACCAGCUAUGGGGUCAUCUUCAACAGCUUCUACGAGCUCGAACCGGAUUACGCGGAGCACUACAGGAAUGUUCUUGGUCGGAGGUCCUGGUUUGUGGGGCCACUUUCUCUAGGAAAGCGGGACAUGGAGCACAAAGCCGAAAUAGGGAAGAUGCCCGUCAUUGACGAGAAAGAAUGCUUGGAAUGGCUGGAUUCCAAGAAACCCGAUUCCGUCGUUUACAUUUGCUUCGGGAGCCUUGCGAAAUUCUCAGACUCUCAGCUCCGGGAAAUGGCCGUCGGGAUCGAGGAUUCCGAGCAGGAAUUCAUCUGGGUGUUGAGGUCAACGGUGGAGGAGGAAAAAGAAUGGAUUCCGGGUGUGUGCGGGCGUGCCCAUGGUCACCUGGCCCAUCCUGGCAGAGCAGUUCGUCAACGAGAAGAUGGUGACGUAUAUUCUGAGGACGGGCGUAGGAGUGGGUUCGAAAGAGUGGACGGUGUCAGAGAGCGAUGGCGUGAAGGGAGAAGCAGUUGCGGAGGGGUGAUGAUCGGCGAGGAGUCAGAGGAGAUGAGGGGCAGAGCCAAGGCGUUGAAAGAAAAGGCGAGAAAGGCGGUCGAGGAAGGAGGGUCUUCUUACUCCGACUUGAGUGCUCUCCUCGAUGAAUUGAGAGCAUAGAGCUUACAAUGCAUAAUAACAAAUUAAUUACAAGGACCAUAUGUUUUUAUUUUCUAAUAGAGGACCAUUGGUAAUUAUCUAUUAGUCAUUAUUCAAAUAAAUGUCCAGCAUCACUUAGACAUUAUUCUUCUCACUAGUCAUUAUUAAGUCCUAUUUAGGGAAUAAAAAAAUUUAAGCUUACAUUGGGAAAUGACUUAUGUUUUAGUCCUAUUCUGUGCAAAUUUCACAUGGUUAAUAUGAUUGAGGAGUAUGCAUUGAUCCUCUUUUGUAAAUCACCACGGGCAUCUGUGCGAUUA
This is a messenger RNA of Cuscuta campestris, 1583 nucleotides long. The record is from the annotation of a GenBank genome assembly. Lineage: Eukaryota; Viridiplantae; Streptophyta; Magnoliopsida; Solanales; Convolvulaceae.